Penicillium expansum is the source of this 1518-nucleotide messenger RNA. RefSeq names its product MFS transporter. Bases 1 to 1518 code for a protein of 505 amino acids. Gene Ontology annotation, molecular function: transmembrane transporter activity. The transcript is spliced from 2 exons. The record is from RefSeq and is a predicted model, not a curated record. NCBI's taxonomy places the organism in Eukaryota, Fungi, Ascomycota, Eurotiomycetes, Eurotiales, Aspergillaceae. Gene Ontology annotation, biological process: transmembrane transport.
AUGGAACACACUUCCAUCGAGGAGGGUGUCACCAACAAUGAUCACGACAAGAGCGAAACAGAUGUCGAGAAAGCGGUCGUCGACGCCCCAAAAAAGCCCGAUAACUCCAACACAGAUCCCAACCUUGUCGACUGGGAUGGCACAGAUGACCCCGAGCACCCUCAGAACUACACUAAUUUGCGCAAAUGGGUCAUCACACUGACCAUGUCCUCCAUGACCGUAUGGAUCACCUUUGCAUCCAGUGUCUUUUCGACUGCGACCCUGGUUACUGCGAAGGAGUUCAAUGUAUCAACUGAAGUAAUGAUUCUCGGCACUAGUCUGGUUGUUUUUGGUUUCGCUCUAGGCCCGCUGUGCUGGGCACCGCUGAGUGAGCUAUACGGUCGUCGCAUCCCAUUGUUCUCAGGCUACGCCAUCUUCGCCAUCUUCCAGAUCCCCGUGGCUGUCGCAACGAACCUCGAAACCAUUCUCGUCUGCCGAUUUCUCAUGGGUCUCUUUGGCUGCUCUCCUCUAGCCGUCGUUGGCGGUGCCUUGGCUGAUAUUUGGAACCCCGUCGACCGCGCAGUGGCCAUCGCUCUCUUCAGCGUAUCUACUUUCAUGGGACCUGUUCUUGGCCCAAUUGUCGGCGGAUUUAUCACAGAUUCACACCUCGGCUGGCGUUGGACCGCAUGGAUCACCUUAAUUGCAUCCUCCUUCUUCGGUAUAAUUGCUUUCUUCGUCGUUCCCGAGACCUACGGCCCAGUCAUCCUGCAAAGGAGAGCUGCCCGUCUGCGCACUGAAACCAACAACCCGGACCUCCAUGCCUUCUUGGAUCUGCACAAGCCUACAAUGUCAGAUAUCGUUACCAAGUAUCUCUUCCGACCCUUCCAGAUGCUCGUGCAAGAGCCGAUCCUCCUCGCCAUGACUAUCUACCUCGCCCUAGUCUACGGAAUCCUCUACCUCUUCUUCGAAGCCUACCCGUAUUCUUUCGGUGAAAUUCGCGGUUGGACCCACGAAGGUGUGGCUGCCCUCCCAUUCAUCGGCAUUCUUAUGGGCGUCAUCCUCGGUGCCUGUCUCAUCAUAUACACCACGAAGACUCGUUUCGCGCGCAAACUUGCAAAGCAUGGCAGAGUCGUUCCCGAAGAGCGCCUCGUGCCAAUGAUGAUCGCCUCUGUGUUGCUGCCGAUCGGUCUGUUCUGGUUCGGCUGGACUUCCAGCCCACAUAUCUCCUGGGUGCCGCAGGUCAUUGCCGGUGUACCUAUCGGUCUGGGUAUCCUGGUUAUCUUCAUGCAGGGUCUCAACUACAUUAUUGAUGUGUAUAUGAUGUUCGCCAACUCCGCUAUCGCGGCGAAUACUCUUGUCCGCUCAACCAUGGGUGGCGCGUUCCCACUCUUCGCUACCCAAAUGUACCGGGACCUAGGUGUGGCUUGGGCAUCUAGUGUUCUGGGUUUCAUUACUUUGGCUAUGAUCCCCAUUCCCAUUUUGUUCUUUAUCUACGGUUCCAGAAUUCGCGCGAUGAGCAAGUUCAGUCCCAAGUUCUAG